AAGAGCCGAGUCCCUGACCCAAGUUAGUGAGCCGUGAGCCCGCACGUGUUGCUGCAAGUGUUGCUUUUUUUGGGUUUCGCCAUGGGAAGUGACAAGUGCGACUGGCGGAAGUUUGAAGAAGCGACGGGGAAGCUUUUGGAGAUGAUCUAUGGCAAAGGCAAUGUCACCAAACCAGCUUUCAGGGCCACAGAACGCAAGGACAACGACUUCUGCCAGGAGGGGCAUGCGCACCAACCACCAGGCUCCCAGAAAUCCAAGACAAGCAAUCCAGAUUUCAUUGUGUCUCUGCCCGAUGGCCGCAAAGGGGUUGUCGAUGCCAAGUACUAUACGAGCUCUCUAUUGACUGUGGAGUCAAUUGACAAGCUGCUGUCCGAUAAGAAGUCGCAUGAAGCCGACUUUUGCAUUUUGGUGGUGUAUAAGAAGGAAGGCUUCAAUCCCAUUCCUGAAAGCAUUGCAAGAACCAUCAAGGAACAUGGAAUCCAGCGUUGGUUCUUCGACGGAAACCCGGCCCUUUGGAACACGAUGCAGAAGGAGUCGGUUUUGAACACAAGGCAAAAGGAGUCCGUCAAGAAGGCCUUAAGCCUCCUUGACGCCGGCGACACCUCAGGCAGCUUGCGAUUGAUAAACAGUGUGAUGCGGCAAGUGCCCACGGCCGAAAUGCCAGUUCUUGAUGGUUCCACAGCCCUUGGAAUUCUUAGAGCCCAGCAUCUUUGGGAUGUCUUGGGACUCGGCCGAAGCAAGACUUUGAUGGGAUUGGCUACCGGAAAACUGCGUGGCAUUGGCACUUCAGGGCUUGCUGCUACAUCCAAGGCUUCCGCUUCUGGAAUUGCUGCUACAUCCAAGGCUUCCGCUUCAGCAUUUGCCGGCCUUGGUGCGCCCAUCGUGGCUUUGAGCUUCCUGUCUUGCGCGCUGGCUGCUGGUGCCAUCGGACUGGCCAUUCACCAGGUCAAGGCAGCAGAAGAGAGAUUGAACUAUGCAAAGAGUGUCAUGGAGUUCCUGAAAGAGUCAAGCAGGCAUGUGGAUCACUUCAAGGAUGAGAUCAAACGGCUUGAAGAAGAUCGUGAUAACUGUGCAAAGUUGCUGGCAGAUGUCAAGCAGAUGGAGGAAGACAAUGAAGAAGCUCAGCUCAAUGCGCAUCUUUGGCUGAUGUUGCUCCUGCAUGAGAAGAUUCCAAGCCUCCUGGGAAAGGUCAAGGAUCUUUCCGCGCAAAUGUUGGAGAAGGCAAACCACCUGCAGCACCAGAAAGACGCAUCGACCAGCAGGGAAGAGUCGGCACAAACGAGUGAGAGAGAGAAUGGAGUUGCUUGCGGUCUCUCUGCUGGUGGUGCUGCACUGGGCCUUGUUGCCACAGGCCUAUCUGCCAUUCCUCCCUUUACACCGUUGCUUGCUGUUACGAUUCCUGCCACUGCAGGCCUGGCCAUUACUGCAGGCUUGACUGGACAUGCAUCAGCCCAGGCUGGCGAUACCAAGGUCUGGGAGAACCGCAAUGGUGGGGAGAUCCAAAGUCAAAUCAACGAGCUGGAGAGAAUCCAGGUGAAGUGUCAGGAGCUGCUGCAGGAUGGUCAGAACUUGUCAGAUCAAGUUGCGGAACUGAUGGGCCAAAUGAAAGAGAGGCAGAGUAAGCUGCACCCUGGAAGUCAAAGACCUGUUCACCCUGGAAGUCAAAGACCUGUUCACCCUGGAAGUCAAAGACCUUUUUUAAAGUGGUUGAUCUGGUUUUGUAGUGUAAAACCCUUAGAGAAACAAUGGUUGUUCGGUAAAGGCUAUUAGAACAAUGGUGGCUCGACUUCUAGGGUGUAGGCAGGACCGGAGGACCGGAGGACUCCGGCCAAUGUGGGCUCAGUGAGCCAUGGACGAAGAGAGAGAA
Messenger RNA from Durusdinium trenchii, 1867 nucleotides. NCBI's taxonomy places the organism in Eukaryota, Dinophyceae, Suessiales, Symbiodiniaceae. The record is from the annotation of a GenBank genome assembly.